GAUAAAUGAUAGAUGAAGGAGGAGAGAGAGCUGAGGAUGCAGGUUUGGUACACAAUCAUCCAUCGAAUCGUCUCGUAACAUCGCCAACUUCCACUAGCCCUCCGCUGCGGAGGAGAUGUAUUCCCAAAAGGACUGAAUCAUACAUCUCUUCAAAGGAGCAUCCCGCACACAGAAUUCACUUCGACAGGCACCUUGAUACAAGCUAGAAAUGAUGAUUGGAUCUCUCACACAUGGGACAGCAGUUGUAUUGAUAUUACUAAAAGCACUGUUUCUUGCGACACACGCCACAGAGGAUGAGAUCUUCACAAAUCAUCUCUUGGUUCAGUUGCAUGAAGGUGCACAUGAUGAAGCGCACCAACUUGCAACAGAGCACGGGUUUCAUAGUGCCCGGAAGCUUCCCUUUGGAGAGGGUCUUUUUCACUUCUACCCCCAGAACACCCAUCAGAGGAGGAGCAAACGCAGCCUUCGCCACAGACAGCACCUGGAGAAGGACCGCAGGGUAAAGAAUGUGUUGGACCAAGAGGGUUUCGGCCGACAGAAGAGAGGGUACAGAAGCAUUGAUGAAAUUUAUAUCAAAAUGACCGACCCCCUAUUCAGCAAACAGUGGUAUCUGAUCAACACUGGCCAGGCUGAUGGGACCCCCGGACUCGACCUGAAUGUGGCUGAGGCUUGGGGACUGGGUUACACCGGGAGAGGCAUCACCAUAGCUAUCAUGGACGAUGGGAUCGAUUAUCUCCACCCAGAUCUUGCAUCAAACUACAAUGCAGAGGCCAGCUUUGACUUCAGCAGCAAUGACCCAUACCCAUAUCCCCGCUACACGAAUGACUGGUUUAACAGUCAUGGAACAAGGUGUGCUGGUGAGGUGUCUGCAGCAGCCAACAACAACAUCUGCGGAGUGGGAGUGGCCUACAACUCUAAGGUGGCAGGUAUCCGUAUGCUGGACCAACCCUUCAUGACAGACAUCAUCGAGGCAUCAUCCAUCAGCCAUAUGCCCCAGGUCAUUGACAUCUACAGUGCUAGUUGGGGUCCCACCGAUGACGGCAAGACAGUAGACGGACCCAGAGAGCUCACUUUGCAAGCCAUGGCUGAUGGAGUCAACAAGGGCCGAGGAAGGAAAGGCAGUAUCUACGUAUGGGCCUCUGGAGACGGUGGUAGCUAUGAUGACUGUAACUGCGAUGGUUAUGCCUCCAGCAUGUGGACCAUCUCCAUCAACUCAGCCAUCAACGACGGCCGCACGGCCCUGUAUGACGAGAGCUGCUCCUCCACCCUCGCAUCCACCUUCAGCAACGGACGCAAGAGGAACCCUGAGGCUGGCGUGGCCACCACGGACCUGUAUGGAAACUGCACCCUGCGCCACUCUGGAACAUCAGCAGCAGCUCCUGAAGCAGCCGGAGUGUUUGCCUUGGCGUUAGAGGCCAAUCCUAACCUGACAUGGAGGGACAUGCAGCACCUGUCCGUGCUGACCUCCAAGAGAAACCAGCUACAUGACGAGGUGCACCAGUGGCGGAGGAACGGCGUGGGCCUGGAAUUCAACCACCUGUUUGGUUACGGUGUGCUGGACGCUGGCGGCAUGGUCAAGAUGGCCAAGGAGUGGAAGACUGUCCCUGAGCGUUUUCACUGCGUGGCUGGAUCAUUGCAGGAUGUCCAUAAGAUCCAAUCGGGUGGCAAGCUGAUCCUGACCAUCUCCACUGACUCCUGCCAGGGGAAGGACAACUUUGUCCGCUACCUGGAGCACGUUCAGGCUGUGGUCACAGUCAAUGGUAGUCGCCGUGGCGACCUCAACAUCAACAUGACCUCCCCCAUGGGCACCAAGUCCAUCCUGCUGAGCUGCCGGCCCCGGGACGACGACGCCAAGGUGGGCUUUGACAAGUGGCCCUUUAUGACCACACACACCUGGGGAGAGGACCCCCGCGGGACCUGGGUCCUGGAGGUGGGCUUCCAGGGAGACGAGCCACAGAGAGGGGCCCUGAAGGAGUGGACCCUCAUGCUCCAUGGAACACAAAGUGCCCCUUACAUAGACCAGAUAGUGCGCAACUACCAGUCCAAACUAGCCAUGUCAAAAAAGGAGGAGCUGGAGGAAGAGCUGGACGAGGCAGUGGAAAGGAGUCUGAAAAGUCUGCUGAGUAAAAACUAGCUGACGUAGCUAACUAAACACCGCCUGGUCAGGUCUGCAUGCCGGGCCGGUCUCGCUCUGUACUUCUCUCCUAUCUUUCUCUCACUUCUCCUCUCUUUCUUUCUCGCACUUUCCACUUCUCUCACUUUCUCUGCCCCUUCUCGCUUUAUCUUGCCCUCUCUCACACUUUCUCUCCCGACUCCCUUUCUCUCCUCUCUCAUUUUCUUUCUUUCCUCCCCUCCCACCCUUUUCUCUGCUUUUUGUUUUUCUGUGUUUAUAUUAGCCAUCUACUUCCAAUUAAUGUUUCUUGUAAUCCGAUGUUGAUGAUAAAAGUGUAACCUUAAAAUAAUCUGUUCUAUAGAGAAAACAAAAAACUAUAGAGAAAACUUUCGGUCUGUUUUUUUACACAUGACAAAAAUGUAUAUGAACAUAAUGCAUCCCACUAUAUGGUGUUCUUGCUUUCCCCCACACCUCCACUUCUGGUGAACCAACUGUUGUACAGUUUGUGACUGUAAAUUAUUUUCAGUGUCAUUCUACUUAAAGUUUAAUAUCUUGCAAACAGAGGAGUGAUACUUCUUUCCGUUUAUAUUCUUGUGACAAGCAACUGUUUCUAUAUAAACAAGGCAAGGAUCGAGU
Oncorhynchus kisutch (coho salmon) is the source of this 2749-nucleotide messenger RNA. Its product is annotated as neuroendocrine convertase 2. Gene Ontology annotation, molecular function: serine-type endopeptidase activity. The record is from RefSeq and is a predicted model, not a curated record. Gene Ontology annotation, biological process: peptide hormone processing. The transcript has 12 exons. The coding region runs from base 209 to 2134 and encodes 641 amino acids. Lineage: Eukaryota; Metazoa; Chordata; Actinopteri; Salmoniformes; Salmonidae. Gene Ontology annotation, cellular component: membrane; neuron projection.